UUCUGCGCAUGCUCGCUCGGCCGGCCCGCCCGCCCGCCUGCCUGCCCGGGUUCGGCUGUCAAACGCUGCGAAGUGGAUGUUUUUAACGGACACGCGGCGGGCACGGGAGGGCGAGCAGUCGGUUCGGAUCGCGGGCGAUGGGAAAGAUGAAGUGAAGUGGGUCCAGUUUCAAUCCGGGGGGGCGGCAACGACCACAACAGGGGAAGGGGAAAACCCUUGAAGCGAAGAUGAGGCGGGUGCCGCCACCGACCGCCGCCUUCUUGAUGAGGCGGGUGCCGACGCCGACCGCCGCCUUCUCGGCCGCCUACUUGCUGCUGCUGCUGCUGGCGGGCCGGGCGGCCGCCGUGAUCUCGGAGCAGUUGAACAUGGAGAAGCCGGUGGCGGCGGCGGUGAACGUGUCGUAUGUGGAGCCGGAGAGCGGGCAGCUGCAGCCGGUGCUGGGCCGAGCUGACGGCGGCCGCUACGGACGCGACUCGCCGAAGGAGGACGUGCCAGGCGGCAUGGUGCUCGCCCCGGCCCGCGAUCGCCAGGGCUGCGAGCCGCACACCCGCUUCGUCGUGCCGCCCGACACCCGGCGCUGGAUCGCGCUGCUCCGCCGCGGGAACUGCACCUUCAAGGAGAAGAUCCUGCGGGCGGCGGCGCACAAGGCUGCUGCCGUGGUCAUCUACAACAACUCGAGCGGGGCGGACCUCGUCACCAUGUCGCACGAAGGAACUGGUAACAUAGUGGCCAUCAUGAUUUCUGAGCAGAGGGGUCGUGAGAUUCUGCGCUAUGUGGAAAGAAACUUCACUGUGUUGAUGUCCAUCGCAGUUGGAUCAUCACAUACUUCGAAGUAUAGCCGUGGCUCUCUGGUCUUUGUCUCCAUAUCUUUUAUUGUACUGAUGAUCACAUCACUGGCUUGGCUGAUCUUUUAUUUCAUCCAGAAAUUCAGAUAUGCAAACCUACGUGGGCGCAAUCAGCGUCAUUUGGGAGAUAUUGCCAACAAAGCCAUCAAGAAGUUAACCACAAGGACAGUUAAAAGGGGAGAUAAGGAAACAGAUCCAGAAUUCGAUCACUGUGCAGUCUGUAUCGAGGGAUACAAAUCUAACGAUGUGGUCAGAAUUCUGCCAUGCAAGCAUGUCUUCCACAAACAGUGUGUUGAUCCCUGGCUAAAUGAACACUGUACUUGCCCCAUCUGCAAACUAAACAUACUGAAGGCACUGGGAAUUCUGCCGGAAUUGCAAUGUGCAGAGAAUUCAGCUUUUGACGUCGAUAGAAUGGCCAGGGGAUCACUUGCCAACCAGAGAUCUAUGCCUACUGAUGUCACUAGUGAUGGUUCCAUCAGUCUCGAGCCACUACGAUUCUUGGGGAGUUCGCAGAUGGGUCAGGAAGAAGAAUUUGUACCACGAACCAGGGAAAUGAAUAUCACCAUAACCAAAGAAUGGCUUAUUAUUGCAAGUUUUGGAGUGCUUAGUGCCCUCACUCUGUUCUACAUGGUAAUCAAAGCAACAGCAACUUCCACAGCAGAUGAAGCUGAAACUCAGACAACACAGUAGUGAAAGAAUGGAUAUGAAAGAAGAUAAUUGUACAUGCUUCAACAGUGCUGAAUUCAGUCCUGCUGAACCCACAGAGCAUCUGGAUCUGAUUUUCUGUUACUAGGAGUUCUGCUGAACCUAAGUCUAUUUUUUUAUGUUAUUUUUCCACAUUCUGCGCCUAAAGCUUUGUUAGAAUCAUCUUUCAAUAAAACCAAAUUGAAUUGAA
Molecule: messenger RNA, 1740 nt
Organism: Mobula hypostoma (lesser devil ray)
Lineage: Eukaryota; Metazoa; Chordata; Chondrichthyes; Myliobatiformes; Myliobatidae
Gene: rnf130
Product: ring finger protein 130
Exons: 9
Coding region: 228-1535 (435 amino acids)
Source: RefSeq, a predicted model, not a curated record